Messenger RNA from Schistosoma mattheei, 5038 nucleotides. The record is from the annotation of a GenBank genome assembly. NCBI's taxonomy places the organism in Eukaryota, Metazoa, Platyhelminthes, Trematoda, Strigeidida, Schistosomatidae.
UGGAUUUCAGCACGCGAGUGAAUCGAUUUCCCAAGGUUACUUAAGCGUGUCUCACUAUGCUUAGUUUCGAGGAUGUGCGUGUGUUUACAGCAACUCAGUCUCUAGGAUCCAAACGACUAACAUUCGGUCCACACCACCUCACAUUUCAGUUGCGCGAUUCCGACGUUAUGAUUAUGUACAGAGCAAUUGACGGGUUUCGCUUGUGCGAAUCACCUACUGAACGUCGAUUCACACCAUCCGUACUAACUGGAUAUACGAUUGUUUUGUAUACAAAAGAUUUUCAUAUUUAUGAAUUAACUGUUAACAGUCUUUCCGUUGCUCGUUCUCUUGAACAGUCAUUAGAGGGAGUAUCCUCAAUUGAUGACGUAACAUUGCUUUACCCAUUCUCUUAUAAAUCCAACCAAUUAUCACUUUUACCCGCAAUAAAAACCAGUGAUUGGCCUAAUAAUAUCAACGAGAUCUUGUCUGGUGGGAGUUGGCGUAGAAGCCAAUUAAAUGAGAAUUAUUUAUUGUGCAAUUCUUAUCCGAAAACAUUUGUUGUACCUGUUAAAUGUGAUGAUCAAAUGAUUAAAGAAAGUAGCCUAUUUCGUCAUGGUGGUCGUUUUCCUUUACUGGUAUACUAUCAUAAGCCAAGACAAACUACUUUAUUAAUAACUGCUGAACCAUUAAUUAAUCAAUCCACAAUUACUAACAAUCAAAAUACUACAACUUUAUUAUCAUCGUCUAAUUCUAGUUUAACUUCAUCAACAAAAUCGAAUAAUCUAAUUAUUAAUUCAUCUUCGAAAAAUUCUAUAUCACCAUUUAGUUCAACAUUCAAUACUGGUCGAUGUCGUUCAGAUGAACAAUUACUUACUUGUAUAUUACCAGAUAAAUGUAGAGGUGUUAUACUGGAUUUAAGAACACAGAAUGAAACAAAAAAACCUCAAGCAACAAGUGGUCUUGUUGAAUUUGAACAAUAUUAUCCACAAUGGAGACGAGUUUGUAGACCGUUAGAAUCUACGGGUAACUUGAUUGUCACUUUCAGGAAAUUCAUUUAUGCUUGUACAUCAUAUGGUCGUGUAACUCGAUCUUCAAGCAACACAACAUUUGGUGCACUUCAAUCCGGAAUUAGUGAUUCUAUUGGAAUGUUGUCCAGUGCUGCAUUGAAUCCAGUAGGAAGUUUUGGAUCACGUAACUCCACGGCUGCAUCGAUCCCAUGUGACAAUUCAGUCAAUUCAUUUAAUGAUAUCACUGUUCGUGAACAAAUAAAUACAUCGAGUAAAAAUGAAUUGAUCUCGAAUUUCGCUCAAUUAGAUAUUCAGUCUACUAAUUCAACUACUGAAUCUGAUUUAAGUAGUAAUAAUAAUAUAAAGAAAUCAAAAAAACUUUCAGCUUGGUUAUCAUUAGUUCGUGAAGCGUUAGCAGCUGCUGUUGCUGGAGCAACAGCUUUGGACGCUUUGGAUGCAUUCGCUCAACAACAACUUCAACAAGAACAAUGUUUGUUAGCUGAAAAACAGAGAAGAGCAUCAAAGGAGCAAAGUUUCGAAGAGGCAAAAUUACGUGGAUCAUGUGUAUUAGUGCAAAGUCGAAAAGGAACUGAUCGAGCUAUUCUCGUGGCUAGUUUGAUUCAAAUCAUAUUAAAUCCUGAGUCUAGAACUAUACAGGGAUUUCAAGAACUUAUCGACCAUACAUGGUUAAACGCCGGACAUCCAUUUGCAGAUCGUUGUCAAAAUUCCGCUUUCUCUCUUAAACCACCAAAAGAUGAGAGUCCAGUGUUUAUUCUAUUUUUGGAUUGUGUUUGGCAAUUACUUCGUCAAUAUCCGAAUUCAUUUGAAUUCACUGAUGAACUGCUUUGUAUUAUUGCAAAACAUGCUUAUUUCUCUGAAUAUGGUACAUUUUUGGGCAAUUCUUCACAAGAAAGAGAACAAUUGGAUAUUUCAUCUAGAACAUUUUCUCUAUGGUCAUACAUCAAUCAACCAUUUGUGACUAGUCGUUUACAGAAUCCAUUUUAUUCUGGUCAAAAAAAUGAUGAUAAUUCUCAAUCAACAACCAUAAUUGAUGGGAGUUAUGCAUGUUGGCCUUGUUUAUCUGCACAAGCAUUAGAUAUCUGGGAAGAACUAUAUCAGCAUCAAUUAGUUGGUAUUAAUCCUAGUCUAUGGAAUUUGCCUCGGGUUAUGGCACGUGUAAUUAAGGACAAAUUUGAAGCGGAACGGAAUAGAACUAUUCAAUUACGCAAGUAAUUUAUUUGUUUAUCUACUGUUGUGAAAACUAAUAAAUAGUUCGAUCUUAUCAUUCUAGACUUGGAUACUGAACGUCAAACAGGUUCGAAUGUUACAGGGUAGUGUCAGUUCCUUCAUGAUUGUAGAUGCAUUUAUAUCCACAGUUUAACACUAACUAUCUCGAAUACAUAUAUAUUCUGGAACACUACUGAUUGAGUCAGAGCUUUAUGGCAAACUAUCACUGGAACUUAUAACUUCAAGUAGUGUUCAUCAGAGCUGUCAGCUUUCCACAUUUUUAACUAACUUUGAUCAUAGACAUGGUUUUAGAGAUAAAAUGUCGAAAUGGAUGCAUUAGCUCUUUGUUUUCCCUUAGAUCCUAAUUUUAUAAGUCACUUUAUAAAUUCUUCUUCAUCACGCCCAUCUAUAUUUUCUUCUCAAAUUGUAUUUUCAAUGCCUAGUCUUUUCUAUUAUGACUAAUACUGUUACCACAUCUGCUGCUCUUUAAUUCGCCCUGACAAUUUCAUCUCAUCGUGCUAAUGGACGUGGUAACAUUAACGGAUGUGUGUGUCCCACGUUCUACGUUUUGUGCGAUUAACUAACUGAACUGCGCCUGGAGCUUUUCUCAGGUUACUGCUGGUCCUUAGCCCAUGUGAAAAAGGGUAGGUUAGGUAUGAGGUUAGCAACGUUAUCUCAUAAAAGAGAACUUCGCUGAAAAGUGUCAACCAGGAAAAAUCAUUCAAAGCUUUUGAACUCUAUCCCUAAGAGUUGAAAGAUCAUUUUAAAAAGUUAUGACAAUUCCUGGUGAAAGUCGAGAUUCUUUGGGAUUUAUGGUGUUGAUGCCCUUUCUGACAACCAGAGGAAUAAUAUGGAAUGUCCGGACAAUGUAGAAGGUUAGCAGCACUACUCGUGGUUUGGUCAAAGUACAUCGUGUUGUACACUUUGUAAUCAAUGAUUUCCGUUACAUUUUCAUUAAAAUUGUCGACCGUAAAUGUAUUUUUAUUUCAACAACACAAAACUAUCCCUUUUUAGGACAUAAGCAUAUAACCAUCAAUUCUAGUAUCGUUGUACUUGGCAUUGUAUGACUGAACUGGCUCAUAUUACCUUUACCCUUACGAAAAAUGUUAUUCCUAUGACAGGUAUAUAUAUAUAUAUAUAUCCGAAUUAGAAAACUAUUGAAAACAUUGAAGCACCAAACGACUGUUUCCUCUUAAUAUGGGACUUUUCAUCAAUGACCAUCUGCGGCACGACGAUUGAAAGUCGAAUCCAGGACCUUCAACCUCUCAUGAAAACUCUUAACCUCUAGACCACUGGGUAGAGAUCCAUUCGUGUGCAAGUAUGACUUCAAUCAAUUCACCAUUUUGUGCAAUUCUCUUCCAUUGUGUCAGAUGGGUACUUUUCUCACAAGUUAGACUUGUGCAACAUUGGAUUACCAGCUCAGCGGUCGAGAUGUUAAGCGUUGCUUGUAAUAUUUUACGUAAUGCGUGUACUGUGUUAACCAGCUGUUUAUAGUUUGAUGUGUUUUUACAUUCAUUUGUGUUUCUGAAUUUUAGUUUUGUGUGAUUAAUAAUAUUUGUGGCGUCAAAUGCGAUUAAUUGAUCUAAACCUUGUACUUAUCGACGUUCGUAAGCAAGGUGUAUAUUUACAAAUUGUGAUAGGUUGGCACAACAUGAGAGUCAGUAAAUUCCCUCACGAUCACCAAUACAAUUUACUUAUAAGUUUCAGAGCUUUCUAGAGACUACCCCUAGUCAUACAAAUCAAAACAUUGAGCUCAAGAGUUAACACAAUGAAUAAAUGAAACACAAAGUGCUCUUUAACUGAUCUAACACUUAUGCCUGGAGUUUGUGCUGAUAUGAUGUCGUUCAGAAGAACGAUGAAAGCACGACCGAACCAUCCAGCUCAGAGAACAAAACUCCAUCUAACACUUCUCUCCUAACGAUCGUUGAUCCUUAAGCUUAACUAUUGAAAAAAAAACAAAGGCAAGCUACGCUUUAUUCCUGUGUUUACUGGCGAAUUCGAAGAGAAAAUGCAUAGUAAGUAUCUAAAUUUUGUUUGAUGUUUUCACAUAAAUCAGCCAUUUAAAACGCUACAUUCACACAUGACUCACGAAUUCAGAAAAUCAGUUUUUGACUACUCCAGUUAGACUUCUCGAUUAACAAUCCCUUCCUCAAUAUAUACAUAUAUCGUAUAUGUUCAAAGAAAUACUUUCUUCAUAGUGUAAUUCACGAGUCUAUCUUAACUAGACAACCAUCGGAAAACCUGGAAGCCUUGAACUGUUAUUGCGUCCUAAUAUGAAGAUCCUCAUCAGUGCACAUCUAUGAUCCCACAUGUGGGACUCGGACCCACGACCUUCGGUCACAUGCGCACUACCAAGUAGUCCUAUACUAGGACGAAACACCUAUCCAAUGUUUCCAUGUUUUCAAUAGUUGUCUACUUUAGAUCGACUUAUGAAUUCAACUAUGAAAAUCCUACUAUCUCCUCCACAAAUCUCCUUAUACUGAAAUUGUUUUUUUCUUGUUUUAUUUUUGCACAAUAUAGAACACUUGAUCAACUUAUGAAUGAAGCUAUCAAUGCAGGUAUUCUUCAUGUAAAUGAAUAAACUUAUUUUUUUUGAUAACUUGUUCAACUUCAUACUUAAUUUGUUUACUAUGUAAUAUAAUUUAUUAAUAUUUUCUAUACUAUUUAUGUAUAAAUAAGUAGUAUGAAUAUGUUGUAAAUGACUGUUGAAUAAUCUCUUCAUGAUUUAUUUUGUUUUAAAUCACUAUAUUAAUCUUUCAAACAAUAAACUAUUGAACAAAUGAGUUGCUAUGGUGUUCAUUUAAUAUAAUGACCAUGAUAUUGUA